AUGAGUCCCCUGCAACUUCGGCAGGCUUAUCUGCGAGUCCAUGAGACGAAAGGUGGCGCCGAAUAUACGCCCCUGGAUCAUUAUAAGUCUAAACGAGCACUCGCUCAGGGCUCUGAGCCUGCCGAGGGUGCUCUAGCUAUACCGUUUUAG
Plenodomus lingam JN3 is the source of this 150-nucleotide messenger RNA. Lineage: Eukaryota; Fungi; Ascomycota; Dothideomycetes; Pleosporales; Leptosphaeriaceae. The record is from RefSeq and is a predicted model, not a curated record.